Messenger RNA from Entelurus aequoreus (snake pipefish), 2558 nucleotides. RefSeq names its product zinc finger protein OZF-like. Gene Ontology annotation, molecular function: RNA polymerase II cis-regulatory region sequence-specific DNA binding; DNA-binding transcription factor activity. The record is from RefSeq and is a predicted model, not a curated record. Gene Ontology annotation, biological process: regulation of transcription by RNA polymerase II. The transcript is spliced from 3 exons. Bases 358 to 2037 code for a protein of 559 amino acids. NCBI's taxonomy places the organism in Eukaryota, Metazoa, Chordata, Actinopteri, Syngnathiformes, Syngnathidae.
CACCAUAAAACCAAAGAAGAAGAAGGAGAAGCAAAAGAUCCUGGCACGAGAUGGAGGUGAAGACCGGCUUAAGAUGGCGGCCCUACGGCUCUUCAUCGCCAAUAGCGGUCAAUGCGGCAUCAAUAUAUAAGAUAUCUAUGUACAUGUACCAUUAUAUGUUGUUUAAUACAGUAGACGUCGGUAAUGUUUGUUUGGGUCCGGAUACAUUCGUCGAAGCACACGUUGCUGCUUCUCGUGCUAGCUUAGCUUGCUAGUUAGCUUAGCGUGUUAGCCGCUAACAAAGAGAGGCGGAAGUGAUCAAAACACAUCGCUAAGCAGAGAUCAAGUGUGAGUGUAAAGUGUUGUGAUUGUGUGAAAAUGUGCGAAAGAACGAUAGCAGAGUACGAGGAGGAACUUUGUCCAACAAAAGAGGAGAAGGAGCGACAACAUCAGAAACAUCAAGUUGUGUUACACAGAAUAGACAUCCAGCAGCCCCCCCACAUUAAAGAGGAAGAGGAGGAAGUGUGGAUCACACAGGGGGGAGAGUUUCUUCCAGGGCAGGAGGAGGCUGAUCUCCCCAAGUUUCCACUGACUGUUGUCUCUGUGAAGACUGAAGAGCAUGAAGACAAACCACCUGAGUCCUCACAGCUUCAUCACAGUCCAAACGUCUGUGAAGAACCUCUUCUCCCUGAGCAACAGAAGUGGAGCUUCAGGACGGUGAAGGAGGAGCCACAGCCCUCCCACAUUAAUGAGGAAGACGAGGCGCCACAGACCCUGCACAUUAAGAAGGGAGAGGACCCACUGACCCCUCACAUUAAAGAGGAAGAUGAGGAACCCAGCAUCAGUCAGAAGGGAGAGCAUCUUGAGUUCCCAGUGACUGGUGUCCCUGUGAAGAGUGAAGAUGAUGAGGUCAAAGGUGAAAGUGAGGAGAAGAGAGAGGCGGAGCCUCCAAGCAGCAGCUCAACUCAACACAUGACAACAGAAGCUGAUGGAGACCACUGUGGAGGAUCACAAGCAGACAAGCUCUUAGCUCCACUAUCAGAUAGUGAGGACACAACGUCACACUCUCCUGACACUGAUGAUGAAGACUCUAAAGAUGAUAAGACAUGUCACACUGACAACACACGCCUGACGUGUCCUCACUGUGACAAAACUUUUAAAUACCGUUGUCGUCUGAAAGUACACAUGAGAAUACACACUGGAGAAAAACCAUUUAGUUGCUCAGAAUGUGGUACACAUUUUACUCAAUGGCCACACUUAAAAAGACACAUGAAAAUACACACUGUUGAUAAACCUCUUUCGUGUUCAAUCUGUGCUAAAGGGUUUGUACAAAGUUUUGAUUUAAAAGCACACAUGAGAACACACACUGGAGUAAAAAAAUUUUCCUGUUCAAUCUGCGGUAAAUGUUAUAGUCAAAGUCAACAUUUGAAAAUGCACAUGAUAAAGCACACUGGUGAUAAACCUUUUUCGUGUUCAAUCUGCGCUAAAGGUUGUGUACAAAUUGGUGAGUUGAAAACACACAUGAGAACACACACUGGAGACAAACCAUUCAUUUGCUCAAUUUGUAGUAAAGGUUUCUCCAUAAAGGCAAAUUUGAUUAGACACACAAGAAUACACACUGGUGAAAAACCUUUUAUAUGUUCAGUAUGUGGUAAAGGUUUUAUUCAAAGUCCCAGUUUGAAAGCACACAUGAGAAUACACACUGGAGAAAAAAUAUUUUCAUGUCCAGCAUGUCGUAAAGGUUUUACACACGCUUGUGAGUUGCAAGUACACAUGAGAGGACACACUGAAGACAAACCAUUCAUGUGUUCAAUUUGUAGUAAAAGAUUCGCCCAGAAGGCACACAUGAUAAGGCACUCAAAAACACAUUCUGGUGAAAAACCUUUUAUGUGUUCAGUAUGUGGUAAAGGUUUUACACAAAGUCACUGUGUUAAUGUACACAUGAGAUUACACACAGGUGAGAAAGUGUGGAGUUGCAGUGUGUGUGGUGAAAGAUUCUCUUAUAAGUAUCAGUGUAAGAAACACAAGUGUGCUGGUGAGAACAGCAGCAGCCAAUGAAGAUGCAGGAUUUGAAAUAAACUGUCAAAACUUUCACUUUGACUUUCUAACAACAUCAGCACAUAUAACAUGUGUGACAUCAUUGUUGUGUGUGUAACACAAUCUUGUGAAUAUGCUUCUUAGAUAUUUUAUAGUACUUGUAUUUUAGUCAAGUAGGCUCCAUCCAUGAAUACACAUCCUUGUGCAUAUAAAACUACACAAACUGUUUUCUUUGAAAAGUUGUACACUGAAGCCACAGCUAAUGCUGCUUACCUUUAUAUUCCUUUUUUUGUUCUGAGAAAAAAAAAAUCGGCCUCUUGGAGUCAUGUAUCGUACUAAUUGAAACCUCGAUGUCGAUUAAUCGUGCAUACAGUAUCAUUGUUGUGUGUGUAACACGAUCUUGUCAGUAGGAUUCUAACAUUUAUAGAUGAGAUAUUAUAGAUUAGUGAUUGUAUUUCUGUCAAGUACAUGUAUUGAUAAUACAAUAUUGUGUACUUGUAUUUCAAAAUGAACAAUUGUAAUGAAAAGGUGAGAAUAAACAG